Camellia sinensis is the source of this 937-nucleotide messenger RNA. Its product is annotated as LOB domain-containing protein 15. The record is from RefSeq and is a predicted model, not a curated record. Lineage: Eukaryota; Viridiplantae; Streptophyta; Magnoliopsida; Ericales; Theaceae.
AAUCUCUGACCUACUUUCCCUGGUUUACCUUAGCUUUUAAGCACUCUUUUCUCUUCCUUCUCCUCCUUUCUUUCCUUCCCCUUCUCUCUCCAUCUCUGCAACUCCAUCAAUCCAUUCCAGAGAGCACAACCACAGUGGCAUGCUUGAAUGUCCAGAGAAAGGGAGAGACUUGAUGAGAUAGGAAAGAAGAUAAAGAGAGAGAUCGAUGCAUCUUGGCAAAUGGGAAGGAGACAUAUAGUGGGAGGAGGAGGUGGAAUGGGACAGGGCGGUUCGAGCUUGAAUACUGUAACACCAUGUGCAGCAUGUAAGCUAUUGAGAAGAAGGUGUGCCGAAGAAUGCCCUUUCUCUCCCUAUUUCUCUCCUCAUGAACCUCAGAAAUUUGCUGCUGUUCACAAAGUCUUCGGUGCAAGCAACGUCUCCAAGUUGCUCAUGGAAGUACCAGAGAGCCAAAGAGCUGAUGCAGCGAAUAGUUUAGUUUAUGAGGCAAACGUGAGGCUCGCAGACCCGGUUUAUGGAUGUAUGGGUGCGAUUUCUGCUUUGCAACAACAAGUUCAAUCCAUACAAGCCGAACUCAAUGCAGUUAGGGCAGAGAUAUUGAAAUACAAGUAUAGAGAGGCUGCUAAUAAUAUCAUGGCUUCUACUACUCAUUCUGCCUCUUUAUUAGUCUCUUCUGGGGCAGUGUCGGUGGCUGAAAUGCCACCAGCUCAAACACAUCCUCCUCCUCCACCACCACCGCCUCCACCGCCGCCUUCCGUUGUGGUUUCUCCUUCUUCUACUUCGUUGUAUACAUCGCCUGCUACGACAACCGCCGGUUAUAAUUCUAUUCUGAGUGGUAGUGUUCCAUAUUUUGACUAAUACUGUAUCAUGAGUUGUAGUUCAUUUUCUUGUCAAAAAUCAUGUUUGAUAUAGUUGAAAGAUCAUAGUUUGUUUUUUCAAA